Cadophora gregata is the source of this 411-nucleotide messenger RNA. RefSeq lists its product as uncharacterized. Bases 1 to 411 code for a protein of 136 amino acids. The record is from RefSeq and is a predicted model, not a curated record. The transcript has 2 exons. NCBI's taxonomy places the organism in Eukaryota, Fungi, Ascomycota, Leotiomycetes, Helotiales, Ploettnerulaceae.
AUGGCAUCCCAAAUCCAUCUCAUCCGCCACGCCGAAUCUGUCCACAAUGUCUCAAGAGACUUCUCCCAGCUCGACCCUUCCCUGACCUCGCUCGGCUUUGAACAAGCUGCAAAACUCGAUCAGUCAUUCCCUUACGCCGGACGCGUUGGCACUACUCUCACUGCAUUUCCCAGCAUCCUUGACAAACGGUACUUCGAUCCAAGUUCUGGAUACGGUGUCGAGAAUGGAGCAAGCCUUGUAAUUGACCCACUCUUGCAAGAGCGGAGUGCACUCGCCUGCGACACUGGUUCCGACCGAGCGAUAUUGGAAAAGGCUUUCCCGAGGCUAAAUUUCGAAGGCUUGGGCAAGGGUUGGCCAUCGAAGGACGGUAUAUUCGCUGCAGACGACGAAGUAGUGCACGAGCGGGCUUAG